UUUGACGUCCACGCUACAUCUGUCGGUGGUAAAUGGAAUCAGCAGUGGAUUGGUGCAGUACAGUAGCUGUCUCGCUUCGUGGAGCGGCAUUUCGUCAUUUUCGCAUCCGUGCGAAAUCCGAACGAACGAGUGAGCGAGCCGCGUCGCCAUCUUUAGGAACGGUACCGACUGUCUUCACCUCUUUGGUUUUUCCAGCUUUAAAAGUCUCGAAUAAGUGUGCCCAGUGUCUCCAUACCGUGUACUACAUUGUUUCCUGUCGCGCGAAGAGACACAACGCACGGUCGUUCGCGAUGUUCGUUUAACACUUUCAUUUCAGUGUGGUGAGUGGCGUGUAUGUACAGAAGAGCAGACGACAGUUUCGCAAGCUGUCGGAGGGUUGAGAGUCGAUCGAACAGCGACAUUCUCUCCAGUCAGUGUGUUUUCAGUGUAUUGGUGAGUGCAUGAAAGGAGGCGGAUAAGAAAGACCGAGAGCACGGUAGUAGACGGCGAACGACGGGCUAGUAGGAUUGACAGGGAAGAUGGCGCGAGGCGCGGACGAGAAUUAAUGCUGACCCAUUUUUCCGCGCGAAAUCGCUCGGUGUUGCUCGUAAAGGCGGCCUUAAGUGAAAAAAUAAGCCACUGUGUGUGCCCUGCUGAGUGUUAGUGGCCUGCUGGACAGUGUGACAUAGGGCCGGACGAUAGUAGGUCAUCGGUCGAAGGUGUGUACAGUGGGCAGAAAAAUUCUGAGGAGGCCGGAACACGGUGGAGCCUCAGGCACGGCUACGGUAAAGGAUAAAGGAAAACGAAGACGCAGUCUUCUGGAACUUCUCGAGCUGCGUAGAGCCCUGGCCGGCUCGGGCACCAGCGCGGCUGCUAAGAUGGGCAACAAUGCUGCGACCGCUAAUAAGAAGGUCGACGCCGCCGAGAGCGUGAAGGAGUUCCUUGACAAGGCGAAGAAGGAGUUCGAAGAUAAGUGGAAGAAAAAUCCAACCAACACUGCUGGUCUCGAUGAUUUCGAGCGGAUCAAGACUCUUGGCACCGGUUCAUUCGGUCGGGUCAUGAUCGUUCAACACAAACCGACUAAAGAGUAUUAUGCCAUGAAGAUCCUAGACAAACAGAAGGUGGUGAAACUGAAGCAGGUCGAGCACACAUUGAACGAGAAGAGGAUACUGCAGGCUAUCAGUUUCCCGUUUCUCGUUUCCCUACGGUUUCAUUUCAAGGACAACUCGUACCUGUACAUGGUCCUCGAAUAUGUACGGGGUGAGAUGUUCAGUCACCUUAGGAAGGUCGCGUUCUCAGAGCCCCACUCACGCUUCUAUGCGGCACAGAUCGUGCUGGCCUUCGAAUACCUACACUACCUCGACCUGAUCUAUAGGGACCUGAAGCCGGAGAAUCUGUUGAUCGAUUCGCAGGGUUAUCUGAAGGUCACCGACUUCGGCUUCGCCAAAAGGGUGCAGGGCCGAACAUGGACCCUGUGCGGCACCCCCGAGUACCUAGCGCCCGAGAUAAUCCUCAGCAAGGGUUACAACAAGGCUGUCGAUUGGUGGGCGCUGGGUGUGCUGGUGUACGAGAUGGCGGCCGGUUAUCCGCCAUUUUUCGCCGACCAGCCGAUACAGAUCUACGAAAAGAUCGUGAACGGUAAACCUCGCUUUCCUUCACAUUUCGGCUCGGACUUAAAGGACUUGCUCCGUAACUUGCUGCAAGUCGACCUGACCAAAAGGUAUGGCAACCUGAAGGCUGGUGUGAACGACAUCAAGGGCCACAAGUGGUUCGCCAGUACCGAUUGGAUAGCAGUCUUCCAAAAGAAAAUCGAGGCCCCCUUCAUCCCGAAAUGCAAGGGGCCCGGAGAUACGAGCAACUUCGACGACUACGAGGAGGAGACCCUGAGGAUCUCCCUGACGGAGAAGUGUGCUAAGGAGUUCGCCGAAUUUUGAAGUUACAAUGAUCCUACGAAGAUGAUGAUGAUGAUCACACGUGUAACGCUUUGUAUUAAGCGAGAGAGAGAGAGAGAUAGACGAAGUAAGAUGGAAUUAUAAUCUGAGUAAGAGUAUGCUUGUGUGUGUGUAUUAGGGCACACAUGGCCAGGCGUAUACACACACGCAUACACUAACCAACACCACUUUUACAAGAGAAAAAUUCAAUUUUUUUUCAAUAUAUGUGUGUUCCCUAAAGAUGGCGCGUGUAAAGUUUAGCUUCGACCGGGAUUAUUUUGUACAUAAAUAGCCACCUAUGUGAAUGUUCUUCGGGCCCCUCAGCCUCUUUUAACACAGCCGAAAGAGAGGAGAUCAAAUUGUCUCAUGUCGUGCAUUGUUGUCUAUUUGUCGUACGAGCAUCUUCAUUUUGCUAGUCGUCACACGAUUAAUUUUUUUUUUUUCAUCAAACAAGAGAGACUGUGUGUGUGUGUGUGUGUGUGUGUGUGUGUGUGUGUGAGA
This is a messenger RNA of Osmia bicornis bicornis, 2411 nucleotides long. It is a transcript of the gene Pka-C1, whose product is annotated as cAMP-dependent protein kinase catalytic subunit 1. Gene Ontology annotation, cellular component: cAMP-dependent protein kinase complex; nucleus. Lineage: Eukaryota; Metazoa; Arthropoda; Insecta; Hymenoptera; Megachilidae. Gene Ontology annotation, molecular function: ATP binding; cAMP-dependent protein kinase activity. The record is from RefSeq and is a predicted model, not a curated record. Gene Ontology annotation, biological process: peptidyl-serine phosphorylation.